Molecule: messenger RNA, 737 nt
Organism: Notothenia coriiceps (black rockcod)
Lineage: Eukaryota; Metazoa; Chordata; Actinopteri; Perciformes; Nototheniidae
Product: IQ motif and SEC7 domain-containing protein 2-like
Exons: 2
Coding region: 330-608 (92 amino acids)
Source: RefSeq, a predicted model, not a curated record
UGCCUCACACAAAAUCUCAUAGCGUGCUGCCAACAUGGGGGAACAGGACUUCACGGAGAGCCAGCUUCGAUCCUCAAUAGUCUGUCACAUUCUGGUUGAUUGAUCACUUGACAUUUACAGCUUGGUACGUGAUUAGCAUCUUUUAGUUUUGUGGGUUUAAAGCAGUUCUAAACGCGCGUACAGGGACUAUUUAUUUGAAUGAUCACCCACACGGACUUAAAACAAUGGCGAGGCGUAAAAGGCGCAACCCGGUGAAUUGUUGCGCUUAAGCCCGGUCUGGACUAAACGGAACCAUUCUGUGAUACAGCAGGGAACCACAGCGGAGCGAUAUGGAAAACCCAACCGAGAACCCUACCAGGGCUGUGGAAUAUUUGAAGGAGCUUAACAAGAUCAUCGAGACCCAGCAGGAGUUGCUGGAGAGGCAGAGGGAAAGGAUCGAGGAGCUGGAGCAGCAAGUGUCCGACUUGUGCUCGGAGAACGGCUGUCUGAAGGAGCAGUACAAGCGGCACCUGGCGAACUGCAGGCUGCUGCAAGGCACCAACAGCCUGAUCACCCUGGGGGCCAUAAAGGAACAUAUCACGCAGGAAAAGAGCGUGUUGGUGUCAUGAAGAUCAGUGGCAGCAAAUCAAUACUGAUGAGUCAUAGACUGUGUGGCUUUGGUGGCUGAUAAAACCAGAGUCAUCAGAAGAGGACGUACUAUAACACUGACCUUUUUAUAAAUCUCUUUCGGCACUACA